Molecule: messenger RNA, 1234 nt
Organism: Leptopilina boulardi
Lineage: Eukaryota; Metazoa; Arthropoda; Insecta; Hymenoptera; Figitidae
Exons: 7
Coding region: 161-1126 (321 amino acids)
Source: RefSeq, a predicted model, not a curated record
AUAAUACUUAUCAUUUAUCCUAUUUAUUUUACUAAUAUUGUCAGUAUCAAAAUGAAUUUCUUAAGUGUGAGAUCUGUGGCUGCCAGAAUAAUAAAUUAUUUUAAAGGAAGAAAACCACAUUUAACGAGAAUUGCAGUUAAUUAUCACCUUGAUUUUCACAAUGAGUGACGCUGGAAAAAAUUCCGAAACUUCUAACGAUAAAUUCGAAGAAUAUGUUACAAAAAUACUUGAAAGUGAUAACAAUUUUCUCGAAGAAGCAGAAAGGAGCUUCGAAGAUCCAGAAUCAACACAAAUUCCGAAACAACCACAAAUUUUAGAACCAAUGCAAACGGAAGUAAUGAAUGGAAAUGGAAACGAAAUUUCAUAUACAAGUAAUGAGGAAUUUCAUGCCAUCGAAAUAAACGAUUUUAAUGUCGAGGUCAUAGCGUUUGUUGACAGUAUUCAGGCUUCAAAAACAGUAAAAUCUCAAAAUAAAAAAAAUGAUGAAGAAAUUUUGUACCGCGUAAUGUCAUUUAUGCUAAAUAAUAGCGAAGGAACUCGAUGCAUUGUCUCAGUGUGGGGUGACGAAAUUGAUCGAAUUGAACCUGAUCUUCGAGUAAAUAUGGUUAUUCAUAUCGAAGGAGCUGUAGCCAGCAAAUUCAAAAAUAACCGAUGGAACAAUAGUACCCUUAAUUAUCAAUUAUUGAUAAAACCACACACCAAACUAAAUUUAUUAAAAAUGGAAAAUGUUAAAAACAUUAAUUUUCAAAAUAAUUUAAAAUUAAUCGAAUUUGAAGACUUGAAAACGGAACAAGGAUUGAUUAAAUUACAAGGUUUCGUUAAAUCCGCAUUUCGAUUUUUAAAAUAUAAAAUUGGGAAAAAUGUAAUUUCGUAUGGAUGUGGGUCCAUUACUAAUGGAAAAAAGAAGAUUGAGGUGCGGAUUCAAAAUUUUCCUGAUGAUGAAAAUUAUGAAUUUUUAAGUAAAGGUGACCAUGUAGAGAUCCAAGGACAUAUCAAAUUUACAAAAGAAGAAAACAUCAUCUAUUUGAUGGCAGAAAGGGAAGAUUGGAUCCAAAUUAUGGACAAAGAUAAAAUGCCGUUCCAUAAAUUAUUAAAUAUAUUUGAAGUCGUAAAGAAAAAUAUUUAAUUUAAAAAAAUUUCGUUUCAAAUAAUUAUAAUUUAUAUUUAAAAAUGAUAUAAUGUAAUUAUUAUUUUAUUUAAUAUAUAAAUAUAAAUUAUAAAAUUGCUAAUUUAA